Messenger RNA from Trichoderma citrinoviride, 396 nucleotides. RefSeq lists its product as hypothetical. The transcript has 2 exons. The record is from RefSeq and is a predicted model, not a curated record. Gene Ontology annotation, cellular component: Fanconi anaemia nuclear complex; FANCM-MHF complex. Gene Ontology annotation, biological process: replication fork processing; kinetochore assembly; resolution of meiotic recombination intermediates. The coding region runs from base 1 to 396 and encodes 131 amino acids. NCBI's taxonomy places the organism in Eukaryota, Fungi, Ascomycota, Sordariomycetes, Hypocreales, Hypocreaceae.
AUGCCGCCUAAACAAUCGUCUUCCACCGGAGCAGGUCGCGGCCGGCCGGCCAAGGGAAGCAAAGCUCAACCAGCUGCUCGCGCCGCUUCAGAGUCCAGCAACCCUUUCGAGUCUUCAGAUGACCAGGCAGAGGAGCCGAAGCAAAAGAGGCCCGUCGAGCCAGAGCCCGCGGAGCCCGAAAAGACCAUCCCGAGAGCGCUCUUGACGCGGAUUCUGCACGAGUUCUUCACAAAGGACGCUACGAGAAUGUCGAGGGAUGCCAAUGCGGCGGUGGGCAAGUACGUCGACAUCUUUGUUCGGGAGGCGAUUGCGAGGACGGCCGUUGAGAAGAGGGGAGGGUUUCUAGAGGUUGAGGACUUGGAAAAGGUCGCGCCUCAGCUGUUGCUGGAUCUCUAG